GACGUUGUUGCAGUCAGGAACGAAAAAGCCUCAUCCGAGCUUGGGUCCCCUUGCGAAAGAUAGUGACAUUAUGAGCAGACUCAAAGUGCUAGCAUCUUCGAAUUACGCCGGUAAAUUAUACGCUCACGCCAGUGAAUAUCCAGUUCAUCCAUACCAGUUUUAUGACAAAGAAUACAGACGAUGAGACGUGGACUUGGAUCUUACGCUAGUGGAGUGAGAAAGACGCCAUUCCGAGAGCUAUUUUUCCAGAUAUCCGUCGCUCGGGAAUAGACCUUUUAUCAGACAGUUUCGGUUGCUUUAGCUCGCAAAUUGAUCAGCAUGACCUCGCAGUGCUGGUUAGACAGUGUCCUUCGUGUUCGCUAGCAGCCCAUGCUAUUAGGAAGUCCGUGCCAUCGCAAUUCUAGUGGCUAGUAGAAUCUUCCCCGUAACAGCACCUUUCGUUAAGAGCUAGAGAAGAAGAUUUUAAUCAAGGGGUGCACAAGCAUCGCGACAUUGUAGGCAGCAAUCCCUUAAAUCUUUGAUCACAAUUGUGACAUGCAAAAAGAUGAAUCAAGCAUCUCGUGGAACGUAGUAGGUAGUGAGCACAAUGGAUUCUACUCCGGGUGGAUCCGUGCUGUGAUUGAGAGAUGUAGACAACAGGCAGUUCAAGCAAUAACCGUGCGUGUUGUGUAGCACCAUCAAGACAGCCAUGUCAUCGGUAUCUAAUGCACCACGAAAGUCGAAUGUGGCGUCCACGCUGUUCAAAGCGUCGAGUAGGUUUCUACACGGCGGAACAAGUAAUGGACAAGGAGCUGGAGGAAAGAGUAUGAAGAGACACAGAGCAUGUGCCUUGUUAGAUAAAGAGGCGGUCACCGCAGAGAAUAGCGACGUUCAAGACACAGCGUUGAACGAGCUAAAGGAUAGCUCUGCCGGGACAAAGACCAAGAAAAGGUUUGUGGGAGUGCGACAGAGACCAUCGGGGCGUUGGGUUGCUGAAAUCAAAGACACAACGCAGAAGAUUCGAUUGUGGCUGGGAACGUUUGAUUCCGCCGAAGAAGGAGCGAAGGCGUAUGAUAGCGCUGCAAGAGCUUUGAGAGGGGCUAAUACUCGCACAAAUUUCGUUCCUGCCGUGGCAAAUGAGGGCACGGUGCCUGCUUCUAAAGCAGCUCGCCUCAUCCGACUUCGGCAAAUUGCAGCAGCUUCAAAAGCUUGCGAAAAUGAGCCCCCCAAUGUGACCCAACCGCAGGAGCAAAAUGAUCCCAACCUCGGGAAGAUUCAGGACGAAGGCAACGACCGGCUGAUCUCUACUCCGAAGAGACAGGAUAUUCAGCCCUCCAGCAAUUUACGUACUGCUUUAGGUGAUAAUCCCCCCCACCUACCCUCGUCCCCGCGUAAACCUGCUCGUUUGAUUAGCCACAGAAGCAAUGCACCGUCAGUAAAUGCAAAACCAGAACAGGAAGGUGAUGCUCCUCUUCCUGUCAUUACUGAUCGAGGCGCAGUGGAUUGUGACCUCAAGGUUAAGGUGGGAGAUUUCCUCUCUCCGCAUUGCUCCUCAUCGAAGCUAGAACCUCAGCAAUCCAUCACCUCUGAAAAUCUAUCCACUGCGAUAAAUCGGAGUCUCACGGUUUCUCCACAAGAUCCUCCAACCCGACCUUCUUCUCCUCCUAGUCUCUCUUCGUUUAGAAUCCCUUUUGAUGGUAUGCAACCAAUCAGUCUAGCUGAUGGAGAUGCACACUUGGUGAACAGCGGUUUAGCUGAAGCUGCAGCAACAGACCUUAAGUUCAACAAGCAAACGAUAUUCCCAACCCAAAUAGUGGAAGAAUGGCAACGACUAUUGUCAUGUGAGAGCUAUUUAGCCCUCGCAGUUGACAAUUUCAUGGCUCUCCCUCCUAUCUCCCUUCACGUAGCGCCGUUGGAAGCGUCAAUGCAACUAUUCAGAUCGGAUCAUAACGUGUCUGAUUUCGCAGCGAGCACUCAACAUGGCGGUUCUUCCCAACAUCAUAUUCCUUGUACCACCAAUAGGGAUCUCGUGACCAUUUACCCGCCUGCAAGGUACAGCGACCUCAAUCCCAGGAUGAGCAACGGCAAUGAGAUCCCAUACAGAGCGAGCGUCAGUCGACAGGUGAAUUCGGAUGAUGCCAUGAGUAUGGACGCUUCCAAGAGCGUAACGGAGACAAAAUGUUGUAAACCUGCUUCGACGGUCCCCAAAGAGGAAAUAAACUAUGGAAGCGCUGAAAUACAUGGCGUGGAGACGGAGAGAAUAGUACAAGAAAGAUACGCUUACAGAGAAAAAGAAUUUCCAGAACUUCUUGUCUUGGAUCACAUGCCAUGGUCGGAGUACGGAUGGGGGGACGAAACAGGCAUGGAGUCCGGGUUGCUAGGGUUGAAUCUAAGCAGUGAAAACUCAGAAGUAUACACCCCAGCGUUCGAUUUCUCUGCAGAGACCAUUGACAGAGAUUCCUGUACAAAUGUGCCUUCCAGAUCCAACAGUUUUCAAGAAUGCGUCGAGUUAACGAAGCACUCAGAGUUGGACUACAGCAUGUCACCACACGAAUCGAGUCUUUCUAGCCCGCAGUUAUCUCCUCCAGCAACCCAUCUCUCCAUGUCAUCAUCAGACCUUUGGAGUCUGAAUGAUACGAGCGCAUGGGAUGGUCAGUCAAGUGGGAGCACAGAAACCAUCACAAGCUCAGACAUCAAAUCGGGUGGCGAUGGCAACGGCGAGUGCACGAGCCAAGACCACGAAGCUCUCUGGAGUUCCAUGGACCUCCCUCCGCUUUGUAUGGUAGCGUAAGAUGUCAUUCGACCUAGUUUGGUUCACUUUCCAUGUGAAUUUGGGAUCAAGAGCUUGCCCCCAGUCUUGAUCAUGCGACAAAGAAAGGAUUUCAAACCUUAAAGAGGUGAGCUGAAACUUAGUGAAAUCCCUAUCGGCAGCGUUUCGGUGAUUGCCCACACCAAAACGAUUUCAUUAUAAUUUGAACGAAUUACUGUACUUUGAAUUCGCACUAGUUACGUCCAGCGCCCUGCACAUGACUGGGAUAGGGAGUACUGGUCAUUCGUCAUUCUGUUCGGCGGACCCAGCCUGAUAAUGUUGACUGCAAAUCGCUUUUGCUAGAUGUUCUGCAUUUUUUUUAAUACGUGGGAUAGAAAAUGUCAUGACAACUUGAAAGUGUAUCUCAUACGAAUGCUAAGAGGUACUUCGGAAUGACAAGCAGCACAAGCUGUUAAGACGAAUCGCCUCCUAGCCAGACAACUCUGAGACGAUAGAAACAGCGUGACUAACCAACCAGUUUUGAGCAGAUACAAGUCCUCUAUAUAGUGACAGCUAAGUAUAAACAUAUUUGUACACAGGAAUCUCGAUAGCAUGUAGAGUCAUUAAGCAAGGGCUUCAUCAUGAAAAUAAUCACUAGAAUUGCCAAGA
Molecule: messenger RNA, 3397 nt
Organism: Physcomitrium patens
Lineage: Eukaryota; Viridiplantae; Streptophyta; Bryopsida; Funariales; Funariaceae
Source: RefSeq, a predicted model, not a curated record